UUCGUCCUUGCCAGUCAGUCGUGCAGCAGGAUACGCGUGUGAAGCACACAACGGUGCCCCAGAUUCGUUUCUGUACCACACACGCGCUCAGCCAGGUUAAGGUUAGGUGUUUGCGCGCGCGUGUCCGGAAUAGUCAUAGUGAGAGUAAUAGUGUAUGUGUGUCUUUUUUUGUGUGUGUAUAUAUGUAGCAUUAGUGUCUUAGCAUGCAGCUCUUCAGCUUAGUGUGCUAGUGGGCCAAUAAGUCAGCGAUCGAUGGAGGCGCGAAAGUGAAAGGAUCGGGCCCGUAAGUUGGCACAAAAUCUUGUCGAGAGGAAGUGAUGUGUAAAUUGUAUAUAAAAUUAUUUAAAUAAUCCCCACGAGAGAAAGAGAGAGUGGUGAUUAACGUCAAAUUCAAUUUAAACGUAGACAGCUUCUCAUCGUUUCAUCGAAAGAACUGCCCCAAAAGCGUAUUUCCUCUGGAAGGAAAUUUUUAAUGCUAUCGCUUGAUGAUCGGCCUAUUCAACUGCUUUUCGUUAAUUCCAAAACGCGACUCACAACGAGUAACGACGGGCGUAGGACGAGGAGCGAGCGGAAUGCUGUUUGCCCAACGGCAUAAACCGUAAUUUGUCGCACGAGCGUGUCAAAGCGAAAGUUUGAAUUCAAUUACAAAAACGGCUUAUUACAAAGUAGCGAUGCUCUAAGCGUCCCUGCAGUGUCGAGUGAGUGAUUUGUGCUGUGUGUGUGUGUGUGUUUGUGGUUUUGUGGUUGUAUGUGUGUGUCAUGUGUGCGUGUGUAUGUGAAAAUGUGUUUCCUAAAGUGCGUGUGAUCUAGCCGUGCUUUUACAGUGGCUUUAAAAGCACCGUGCUUGUGCGUUUUCGAGGUGCAGUGUAAAUAAGCGAGGCCGUUUCUUAGUUCCGUAAACUAGCUCUUAGUAUUAUCAUUCGAAAAAGGUGAUCCAUCCAACGGGAUUGCUGCUUCCACAGCUAACGCUUUGCGCUUUUCGUCAAUUAACGUUUGAUCGCGCCCUUCGGUUGUUCGGAGGCUUUUCGGUUUUCCGUUCUGGGGCUGGGAAAUUCAUCGAAAUAAUUAAUUUCCUUUUUGCUGGAAGGCAAACAGCGUGGAGGGAGAAAAAGGUUCGUUCGUUCCUGUGAAGUGUGCUCUUGUUCUGUGUUUAUGUGUGUGUGUGUUUAUGUAUGUGUGAGUGUGUAUAAAUAUGCUUGAGUGAGUACGUAAAUGGUGCGUACCGUUGUGAGCGAUAGAAAUGAUAGGCUUAUCCACGCUUAGCGGUGCCUCUGCUGCUGCUGCUGCUGCAAGUUCCUGAAAAGUGGAGGAAUUUUAGAGAGCAAUAUCCUGAAUACCACUACUGCCUGAAGUGGCUGCGAGGAACCAGGCUACUUCAGCGGCCUAGCAACUGUGAUUUUGUGUCGGUGCUGUCUGUGCUUUCUUCAUUCAAAUUCUAAGGCCAUUUAGCAGCGAGCAUCAAACACAUCGAACGCACACUGGGCGCGCCUUAUCGUGAUCGAAUCUGCGCGAGGCAAGGAACAUACAAUUUACAGAUAAGGGCUUCAGCGCGGCUAAUCCAGCAGAGGAAGAGAGGAGAUCAGAGCAAAAACAAACAAACAAAACGCUUUAAGGAUAAAAUAAAAGCAGGGUUUUUUUCUCUGCCUACCCAAUCAACGGUCUAAACGAGUCGGCAAACGGGCUUCACUCAAACCGAAAACCAUCCAGCCAACCAGGAAACGUCAGAAAUAAUCAGCAAACAUGGCGGCCACGAUGCGAACCGGAGGCCUUCACCACGCUUCGUCGCUGGGAAAUAUCGACACAUCUUCGCAGGCGAAGGUAAAUUUUGCGGCCCGCAGUUACGACUCCGAAGAUGAAAAUAUGGGCCGAAAGAAGGGACGGCCUUUUGAGACGGGGCCCUGCUCGAGGGCUCCCGUCUACUCGAAGGGAGACAUACGCGAACAGUACUGCCUGACGGAUCGACAACUCAACUCGAUAGAGCAGCCACGGCGGGAACGAUUUUUUGGCUGCUGGUCCGGCCGCAAUGCUCCACAGUCGUUUCUGGGCGUCUGCGUGGGUCGGCGGGCGCCCUCCGACGAAAACCUCGCCGAUUAUGCACCGAUGCAGCGCUAUCCUAGGUACAUCAAUUCCGGUCCGAUAGCGAAAUCCAUCCUGCAGCAGUACGAUGACGACAUGGAAAGCUCGUACUUCCGCCGAAAGCCGACCUCUUUUUUAUCGAACAGCAGCCAGGGCGGCGGCGGUGGAGCUGGCGGUGGCGGCAGUGCGGGAUUAAUUAUAGGAAGCAGCGCAACACUGCCGGCCGGCGGUGACAGUAAGCGAUACGGUGGCUCCUGGCUGCCGGCCGAGGACGAAGCGGUACGGUUAGAGGGUCCAAGCCUUUAUCGAUGUCCAGCUCAUAACGAUCUGCUACCGCCGCCACCACCACCACCGAACGUAGGCCUUAUCGAUGGCAUCCCGGGCGGCCCACCAAGGACGAAACACGUCAGCUUUGCCCGGUCCUACACGCUCACGUCGUUCGACGAAGCGAUGGGUAGCCGACCGCUGUCACGGCUGGCAGCGGCCCGCAGCCAGGAAAGACUGAUCGGCGGCAAAAAGCCCACCAUCACGCUGGCCCAGCACGCGGCCGGCCCGUACGCCACGGGUGCACCGCUGCACUCGAUCCUCACGCAACCCACCGCCCAGCCGCAACCGCUGCUGCCCCAAGCCCUCCAGAAGCAACCCCUGUCCGUGCCGCAGAACCCGAGCCACAGUCAACCUCAGCAGCCGCCGCAUCAGCAGCAGCAGCAGCCGCACCAUCAGCCGCAGCAGCAGCAACCGCAACAGCCUCAGCACGUGCUCAUACAGCAGCAACCGACGUCCCAUCUUCAUCAGCACUUGCACCAGCAGCAUCUGCAGCAUCUUCAGCAGCAGCAGCAGCAGCAGCAACAGGCGGCACUGCUCGCACACCAAGCUCACCUGCAACAUCAACAUCAGCAGCAUCAACAGCAGCAACUUCAGGCAGCUCAACUCGCCGCUCAGCAGCAGCAGCAACAGCUUCAGCAGCAGCAGCAGCAGCAUCAGCAGGAGAUGGUUGUGCUGGAAAAGGUGAAGCGAAGCGCAAUGAAGACGCAAGCAACGCAGACGGAGGUGUAUCUGGGCAAGAAGGGAACGGCGCCACACAAUCUUUCGCUGAGCCCCAGAACGAUCCACCGGGUAAAAAUGGUUUCGCAAGGCGCGCAAACAAACGGCGGACUGAACGGUGGUGGCCGCAAGCUAACCAAGAGCCUUUCCGAGGCCGGCGAUCGCCUGCAGGAGAAUGGCAUCGAUCCAAACGUGCUGCAACCGGUGGACACUGGCACCGCGAAUGCAAACUUUGAUCAUGAGCUGCUGCAUCGCACACAGUCGGAAGAGCCGCCGAAAUCACCCUUCACCAUCACCUCACCGCCCGCCACCCAUGUAGGGCCACAUUUCGAGCUACCAUCGUCGCGCACGUCCUCGCAGCUGAGCCACUCGGACGGCACGCACCUGACGCACUCACGCAACCACUCGCAGGACAGUGCCACCUCGUACCGGUCGACCGAUGGGUCGCGGACGUCGUACGAGACCGCCUCCUAUCCGUACGAUGCGUACGACAGCAUUGUGCUGCCGCGGCGUGCCAGCCACUCGCAGGAGCCGACGUUCCAGUUUUUGCGCAAACAGGACCUGGAGCAGGUGCACCAUCAUCAUCAGCAGCAUCAGCAGCAGCAGCAGCAGCAGCAACAUCUUCAACUGCAACAACAACAACACCAACAACAACAUCAGUCACAGUACACCCACGGCUACGAGAAUGGAUACGUUCCGUUCGAGACGCACAGCUUGCCGCGGAGAACGUGCAUCCACCACAAGCCGGAGGAGUUCCACACGCACACACUGCCCCGGCGGGACCACGGCCACGCCCAUCACCAUCACGACAUCGUGUACCGGGACCAGUCCCAUCCGGCACUGCCCGCCCCCGAGCAUCUCAUCCUGUCCAACGGAAGCGUUAAUCAAGAUGUUCGAUCUUUUGACAGCAUGCCGACGGCCACGGCCCUGAACCGCCGGAUGUCUGCCCACGCCAUUGUGCUGCCGCCGGAAAAGCAACCCCACUCGAGUGGGCUCCCCCUCGUCCAAGGACUGCAUCAGCAGCAGCAACAGCAGCAACAGCAGCAGCAGCAACAACAGCAGCAGCAGCAACAACGGCGAGCCUCGUACGCGUUCGUCACGCCCGACACGCAAGCCCUCGCCAAGCGGAACUCCAUCCCCCAUCAGCAGAUCCAGAAGGUGCAGCCCAUCAUGCAGACGCAGUUCGCUGCGCCGGCAAAGACGCAACCGUUCCAACCGCUGGUCAAACCGCAACCACCCACCCUACCCUCCCACUACACCUCCCAAACGGCUCCCCCGUCCUGUCCGGUGACGCCGCCCAACAUUCAGCCGCUGGACAUGCAGGACGACACCAAGUCGUCCUCCGAGGGUAGCUGCUCGACCUGCGACUCGGACAGCGAGCAGGAGCUGGACGGCAUGCCCGGCGAGGAGCGCGAAAUCUUCAUCGACUUUAAGCCGCGCGUGUCGCCCGUCCCCUCGCCCGGUGCCGUCAAGAAGAAAAAGCUUCAAAAAGCACAAUCCGAGGGUGAGCUGAUGCAUGCCGACGCUAGGCGCAAAGCGAGCGUGACUGCGGAUGGAGAUGGCGGUAGCUCCACCGUACCGACCGGCAGUGACGAUGAAGGACGCUCCACGAUGCGGGAACAGUGUGCAGCGCCGAAACUCCCCAAGCCGGACUAUCGCGACGCGAGCGAAAGCUCCGUGCCAGACGAUGAGCCGCAGGUGAAGGAUCGGCGAAAGGAAAGCUUCCGCAAGCGCUCGGUCAGUCUGGAUCAGCCCACGAGCUGCGAGCAGGACGAAGAGGAGGAACGGGAGCACAACGGGAGUGUGGUGCAACAGCACCCGCAUCGCAACGGCGGGGAUAGUGGGAGAGCUCACCCGCACGCAGCCCAGCGCAUGUCAUCCCGGUCUAGAUCGAUCGGAGCUGCGAUUGGGUCGCGCCAUCUUUCAGCACCACCAUCGCCCCAGAAGGAAGAUCACUCCGCGUCCACAGGUAGGCUUCACCGGGAGGCUUCCCCAUUCCACUCUUCCGACUCGCUUGCAAACGAUGCCACCCGCGACACGUCCGACGGGAACUGGAACGAAUCGCAGGCGACGAUCAUGACGCAAAGCUUAACGGACAACGGGAAGCUGACUCCAUCGUCGAGAAGGAAGAACCUACUGCUGCAGCAUCAGCAGCGCAGCUCAAUGGAUACGGAUGUGCUGGAUAUGGAAGAUAUCGCCGAUCAGCCGCUACCACCACUGCCGGUAACCGUGGCAUCGACUGCACUGCAGUCAAACACCGUCUCCACACCGUCCGGCCACGGCCACCAACCGAACGGGAUGGCCAUUCAACCGAGCGUGGCCGGCAUCGGCAUCGUCAAGCCCACCACCCCAUCGAUCGCUGUCAUCCCGUCGCCGAGCAUGGAGCGCGAGGAACGUGACCUGCAGUGGCAAAAGUCGGCCACGCUGCGCCGCCCUUCGCGGCCACUUUCGCCCACCAAGCGGGCCGCUCGCAGCGAGCAGCAGAAGCAGCAGCAAAAGCUGCACAAAAUCGAACCGUUAAUCCAUCGCUCUUCGGACCCAACCGAACGUACCGGAAAAUCCGACCCAAGUCCAACGUCCUCAAUGCCUUCCGGCAGCCCAGCGACUCCCCAGCAACCUUCGCCGUCCUCAACCAAGCUGCCCCACCAUCAUCCAAUCGGUUCGGCCACUCCAGUGGCUGCCCGGUUCGCCAAAGGUUCGCCCGGAAAUGGUGUCGAUCUCUUGAAGGAUCAUCCCGUCUUUAGCCAAGAGACCGGCACAUCCGGUCCUGGUGGUGCUACCGGUGGUGGCGCUGGAUCGGAAGGCAGCACCACCGAGGACUAUGUGACGUGCACCGACAACUCGAAGCGGGGUGCAUCGGGAGCUAAAGGUACAUACAAAACGAUCCACGCCACUAGACCGACCAAACAAGUACCAGCCACCACACAGGACGGAUCAUCCUUCGAGAGUGCGUCCUCCAUCUACAGCCUGGCCCGGGUCGAUGCGGUGUGCGAGGAAACGCCCCCGGUCGAGGAAAAGUCCGUCUCGCCCCAAAUCCCACCGCCACCCAUCCCGAAGCCCUCGCCGACGCACUCCGUCAGCAGCAGUUCGAGCGAUAGUUUCAGCGUGAGCAAGAAGUGUUCGCCUUCCCGGGCCGCCCUGCCGAAAGCGAUCGCCGGCAAGGUGAAGCCGGCGAAGCCGCAAUCGCUUUCGGACGACGAGCGGAGCGAAAAGCGCUACUCGUCGUCGCACGACGAGAAGGAGGCCGCGCCCAAGCUGCCGUACGCUGGCGCCGCGACCGGAACUAUUGCCCGAAGCGCUCGGCGGGGUCGCGACUGGAACGAGGAGGAGCGGCGCAGGAAAAAGAGCACGUUCAAGCUGGAGUUCGACAAGGACUCGAUCAAGACGUACACCACGCCGAUGCUGCGCCAGCCGAGCCCGGGCUUUAAGAAGCUGUCGCCGGAGGACAAGAGUGCGUUGAAUGUGCUGGACGGGGCGAGUCCCAGCAGCAAGCAGAAACGCUUCCGACCGAAGACGCGCAAGUCACCGCGGGCUCGCAGCGCUGUACCGGAGGACACGACCGCUGGCAGUGGGAUGGGAUCGACUGGAACGCUGCCCCGGCGAAGCAAGACACCGUUGGUGCGCUCUCCCGAGAAACCUACCGUGGCGGCGGCGGCUGCGGCGACUGCGACCACGGCCGUGGUGAUGGCCACACCUCAACCGACGAUUGUUACCACCGGCACGAAGCUGAGUCCCUCGCAGUACUACUCACAGAUCCGUAGCCCACCGUCGGUUGGAUCUCCACGCAAGCAGAAAAUCUCGCCCGAGAAACGACUGCAAGCGAUCUCCACCGAGUCGCUGCGAUCGGUGUCGCCUGGUUCGGACUCGGUGUUUUACAGCGAAGCUGACGCAUUGUCCCACUGCGAGCACCAGGUUCAUUGUUCACACUGCGGCAAAGAGGUGGAGGUCUCGAACCUCCCGGGCGAAUCCGAAGAGUCCAUCCUAACGCUCGACUCGACGGACAACGAUCGGCCGGACAUUGUGCAGCCACCGGAGGGGUUCGCUGACUCGCCAGACUGCACCAAGACGCCGCACCACACCCGGCUGUACAAGAAGAUGGACAAGCGCUUUCGCUCCGAGGACAGGCACGUCGAUCGGCGACACUUCAAGAGCCGGCAGGAGUACCGGGCCAAGAGCGAGGAGCGUGGCAAGGAGGAGAUCGAACCGAAUAAUCUGCGUCCAGCCGGUUCGUCGCCCUGCGUAGCGCCGGCCGGCCAAGCGUACAUCGACACGACGUCCGAGCCGGAACAGGGCAUCUACCACGGUAACUACAAGGCGGGCCUGUGGAUCUGCAUUGCCGAUAGGGACGUUUGGCGACGGAACGAGCUGCCGGACGGCAGCUUCGAUCGCCCGAAGGAUGCAACGCUCGAGCGACGCGGCUCGACCGAUUCGGAGCGAGAUUUUCGAAAGAAAUACCAAGCCAUCACACACCGGCUGGUGCACCGGAAGUCAUGCGUCGAGAUGUACCGACGUCAGAAUAGCAACAGUUUUGACACCGAUAAAACGGUGGUCGUGUGCAGGAAGUCCGGCGAGUUCGGGUUCCGCAUACACGGCUCGAAGCCGGUCGUGGUGUCCGCGAUCGAGCCGGACACGCCGGCCGAAACUUCGGGCCUAGAGGUAGGUGAUAUUGUACUGUCGGUCAACGGUAUCUCGGUGAUCGACAAAAGUCACUCGGAGGUUGUGAAAAUUGCCCACGCUGGCAGCGAUACGCUCGAGCUGGAGGUUGCUCGUACGAUUGGGAUGCUGUCGCCCCUGGACGAUGGCUCCUCACAUCCCUCGAUCUACACCGGGUUCCUAUGGCGGUACUGUUCCAGCGGUGGCAAAUGGGUCCGGCGGUGGUUCUCGCUACGGCCGGACCAUUGUCUCUACUACUACAAAUCAGAUGCGGAUAAUCAACCGAUUGGUGCGAUCAUGCUGACGAACCACACGAUCGAGCGCAUUCCGCUUGAACCAAUCACGCGCCCGCACAGCUUUGCCAUCGACACGGAGGAAGGCACCAAGGUGCAGCUGUCGGCCGACACGGAAGAGGCGGCCAGUCGCUGGAUCGCCAUCAUCAGCCACGCUGCCCAGCAAUGUGAUCCUUGGCUGGAAAACAGUGCACGGAACCUACGGCUCUGUGCGACGGGUAUCAGCAAACCGGACUGCAGCGGGCCGCUGACCAAGCUGGGCAGCAAAUGGCGCUCGUGGACCAAGCGAUACUGCGUGCUGAAGGAUGCGGUACUCUACUUCUACCACGACGGCACCAGCAAGAGUGCUUUCGGUAUGGCCUGCCUGCAGGGGUAUCGUGUGCAGCCUUCGUCGGCCGGUGGUAAGAAGUAUGCGUUCGAGAUAGUUCCACCGGAGCUGAGUCUAAGACACUACUACUUCCACACCGAGACGGAAAUGGACAAGAAGCGCUGGGUGGCCGCCCUGGAAUACUCGAUAGACCGGUGGAUGAGGGCCGGCUGAAAUAACCUGAAACGCUACGAGCAGCUCGUAUAGUACACACCGUUUGGCCUUACGUUUCGCCAAUCUCCGGUCGGGAGCAAUCCUUUCCACCGCCACCAGCAUCACCAUCCAUCCCCGUCAGCCAACGGUCCAGCGGAGGCAGCAUAAACAAAGCACAAGCAAGCAAAACACCACUACAGUGCCCGCGCGCGCGCUCACCCAGCUUCACAUUAUGGUUUCGGAAUAUGCGAAUGGGGAGGGCAUAAAACAACACAACCUCGGACUCGAACUGCCCAGUGCACGGUGCUCUUGCAGCAGCAACGGCAGCAGCAGCGCCAGCGUCCAUCGUAAAGGCCCGUGAUUGCGGUGUGCCUACCUUUCAGGCGCCGCCAGCACCGGUGAUUGAAUGGAGUGAAAGCAGACAAGCGACGAGCGCAGCGACAACGAGAAUCAGUGCUGACAAUUUGUGCAUGUAAGCUGGAAGCAUACACACACCGACACAUACACACACAAAUAGCCCACAGUCACGCUUCAAUUACGAUCGUGCCUGCUAGCAGCAGGCCAAACAAAUCAACCGUGCCGUAAACUAUGGAGGCCAGCGUAAUACGAGACUCACACUCACACGCUCGCAAGGUAGGUUUUUCCGAUGGUGUAAUAUCAAACCCGUCCCAUUCGCUUGCUGCUUGAUGCCAUUUUGGUGUCGUGAUUUUCACUCGUCCAGCACGAGCUACAUCGCCCCCCGCGUGCGAACAAACACACACACACACCUACACGGAGCAGGAUGGCAGCUUUGUGUCUUGCAGCUUUGGUAGCGUUUUUCGGGGUCGGGGUUGUUUUUCUUGCCACUCCAAAAGUGUAGUGGGUAGGGGAGCCGAGGCCUGACCUUUUGUUAUUGACGUAACGUAUACAAUUUAUGCUACCGCUUGCCGUAAACACUUGCACCGCAGGGUUUUCACAGCAUUUUCAUUUCCAUAUUUUUCUUAUAUCAUUCUCCUCGACCAUCACUUGGAGGCGCUGGAAGUGUUAAGCGUCAUACGAGAACGAUGCGUAGCGUUUGCAAUGGUGUGAUGGUGUGGGAAAAUAUUUUUCUACCCACUCGCCAACCACGGCACACGGGCUCGGUGCUGCGGGGGAAAAGUUUCUCUUACAAAACGUCCCCAAACGUGGCAUAAACUUCAUCCUCCUUUUCAUCGUUUUGACUCGAAAGAGCGGUAGACUCUAGAGGCCGUGUCUAGGGGGGUGUGGGCGAAGGGGACCGGAAAAAUUGAUGAAAAUCUUUCCCCAUUCCAAAGCAUCCCAACCCAACGGAAGGAGGAUGGUUCCGCCUGAACAACUUUAUGUAGCAGGUGUGUCUGGUAGAAGGUACUGAAGCGAGAGUUUGUCACCACCGAUAAGGACUGUUGGGGCCUCGCACGCAAGGCCACCGCCCCAAAAACUUCCGGGAUAUGAAAGCGAUUUAAAUACACACAGCACCCGUAAACAAGCCAACUCUUUCUCUCACACACACACAAACACACACACACACAUGGAGAUAGCAAUAGAUGCGAAACGAGACCAACAGAAACGAACUGAACGGGGCGCCCCCAGAGCUGACGUAGCGUUGUUUUUCCCGCCCGAAUCGAGGGAAAACAUUCUUCUCCUUAGAUGAUAGCAUUAAUAGAGAGCAUUUAAUAGAUUUAAUAGCGAAUGCACACACAUACACACACAUAAAGACAAGCACACCGUAACGCAAUGAGACGCGUCUCAUUGAUGGGUAAAUCGAUAGCAGGAAUGUGUGUUAUAGUUAUAGUAGCAAAAUUAAAUCCACUUAGCGAACGAUCGUAAAUGAUAGCUUUAAGGGUGGUUCUAGCAGACACGGUAAGCGAAGAGGCCGAUUUUGUUACGCGGAUUGCAUACUUUACACACCCAGCCAGCCUUGCAGAAUGAAUAUGCGCCUUAAAGUAUGCAAUUGGCGUAACAAAGUUGCGCUUGAAGCUAUUUGUUUUGUUUGGAAACAAGAGCACGUUAUCGCCAGCAUCGCUACGAUGCCAAGGGGAUGCGACUUUAUAGUAUAAUGGAUUUAAACUCCGCAUCUUACGCGGAUGGUAAAGCACACUUCUACACUUUGAUAAGGAUUCUUGAGCAGAAAAAGGUUCAGUGUUUGUGGGUAGAACUUGUAUGAACUUAAAGUAUUGAUCAGGGCGAAAUGGAAACGCAUUGUUUAUUGGUAAACGGAUUUAUGGAUAACAACGAAGCAUACUCACCAGGAUCGCUCUUGUUGCACUAUAAAGGGGUAGUUUUAUGAGAACGCUUACUUGGGAAUCAUCUGAAAACAUCUUCAGAAGAAAGAAAUGGAUGACGUUUGGAAUAAAAAGAAAGUUUCUCUCAAAAACUUUGGCUGAAUAAAACGGUCCUCAGCACUGUCAUUGUAAAGCCUUUUAGGGAGAGAGAGAGCUCUAUGCGGGAGAAAAAAAAAACGAAAACUUGCUAGAUGUUCCCUCUUUGCCUGUCUGUAUCCCGUAAUCUGUACAUUCCCUGCAAAACCCUCUCCUCCUUGGCAGUAGAUAGGAUAGAAAGGCUUUGCCAGUAUGUUUAUGUCCCGAGCCGAGCGGAUUGUUGUACCGAAACAGCACAGAAACGAUACGCCACGCAAGAAAUACGCCCUAGAGCAGCCCCAACAGGCAAGCGCUGGUAGUUGCAAGCUGUGUAGACACUAGAAAAAAAAGUUGUAAGCCGCACAAGCGCAGCGGGCAGAGCAACGUACAUUUAAAGGAUGAGAUUAAUGUUAGAGCUUUAAAAGUUUAUCCAACCGGACGGCGGAAACGAACCCGGAACGGCAUGUUCCGUGGCGCUAUGACCCACUCAAUUUGAUGAAAUGAAAAACUCCAAUGCGGGGAGUUUGUUUUUGAACAAUUCAAACACAUACACAAACACACACCUAAACAUGCGCACAUUCAGAUGUGGAAGGCGGCAUUUGCGCUAGAAGCAGCAGUAGAAGUACAUGAUCGGUAGAGUAAAACCAUAUCAGUAUAUUUGUCGGCAGUAGAAUACCAUAAACCUUUAACCAUCGAGUAACCUAUUAGCAGAUAGUGAGAGGUGCGUGUUAGGAAAACAGAAACAAAUCCAAGAGGAGCUAUUUUGUGGUUCUCUGUUCGAUUCGAGACGAGUUGGUACUUGAGUUUUUGUUAUUGUUUUGAGAGAAUAUUACUUUAUGAGAAAUGCACUGCAGCUGUGUCGCUGUUUAGUUACAGGCCGGUUGGUAGGAUAUGGUUGGUUAGAUAAAUGGUAGAUAAAAUCGGAAAUUAUUAAAACAAUGAAACUAAUAAACAAUAAGCGAUAAAAUAUGUAACUAACGAAAGAAGGCGCGUGCAGACGGUGAGGUAGUAAAUGAAACACUUAAAUAAAGUCAAACUUCCAGUGCCAAACAAACGAAACAAAUACAGACCGCGUCGGUUGCUGCAUUAAAGUUGUGCUGGGUAGCGAUGGUGAUCGGGAUCACUUGGUAUCAGGUUUACAGUAGCCUUGUUUUCUACAACUCGCUCCACAAAACGAUGCCCUUCAUAUUGUUUCCGUUCCUUUUCAAACAACAACGCUUUAUCAGCUGCUCACGUUUUUCUUAACCUCUCACUCACUCUUGAGCUAAUUAUAAUGACCCAGAACUGAUAUCAAUACGGGUAUAAGGGACGACGGUGAACGAAUUAUCGACCGAUUUUGGGAACACUUCUCUUCUCUGCGAGCAAACACGGGCCCACACUCUCUGCUCCCUUUCCUCGAUCUCUUGUUGAGCAUUAUCAUUAUUGCCUUACUGCAUGUUGUUUGAUAUCAUCUUGUCAAAAGUAAGCAAAAGUGUCAUUUACAACUUCUUUUAUCUGCUUUGUUUGCUUCUCCUUUGCGUGGGAUGCUGGAGCUUUUUUUAUUGUACCUUCCCUCGACACGAUCCAUUCCAUGUGGUGUGUUAUCGCAGUCACAAGGCUACCA
This is a messenger RNA of Anopheles coluzzii, 12543 nucleotides long. RefSeq lists its product as uncharacterized. The transcript has 22 exons. Gene Ontology annotation, molecular function: protein binding. The coding region runs from base 1741 to 8607 and encodes 2288 amino acids. The record is from RefSeq and is a predicted model, not a curated record. Lineage: Eukaryota; Metazoa; Arthropoda; Insecta; Diptera; Culicidae.